Messenger RNA from Onychostoma macrolepis, 1887 nucleotides. RefSeq lists its product as uncharacterized. The transcript has 3 exons. The record is from RefSeq and is a predicted model, not a curated record. The coding region runs from base 34 to 1887 and encodes 617 amino acids. Lineage: Eukaryota; Metazoa; Chordata; Actinopteri; Cypriniformes; Cyprinidae.
UCUGACAGUGAAAAUGGACCACAAAACUGGCAUAUGACAACCCCUGAGGACAACACAAUGGAUGCUGAAGCAUAUGACAACACACAGAAUUAUGAUGGAGAGAACCCCAAAACAACACAAGACAAGAUCUAUCCCACUGCUAAGAUUAGUAAUGAAGAAUCACAACUGGCAAUUUUAUGCUAUGCUCUUAGGCACACCACAACAAAAUCCGCUCUUGGUGACUUAUUAGACCUAAUUAAUCUACAUUGCCCAGAAGGAACCAACGGAGCACCAAAUAGUCUUUACACGUUCUUGAAGGAAUUUGAUUAUAAUUCAUUUGAAAUAGUGUACAUCUGCCCCACAUGUCAUCAAUACUUUGGUAAUGAAAUCCCAGCAAAUUGUGAUUCAUGUGGUUUUGAACCAGGGGAUAAGAACUCUCUUAUUAAAUCUGGUGACGUUUUCAUGAAAUUGUCCAUAAGAAAACAAUUGGAAGACAAAAUGUCAGAUUCUACAUUUACAGCAGCACUGAAUUACAAGUGGACCAGAGUCAAAAGCAGUCCAGACAGUGUUCAAGACAUAUUUGAUGGUGAAAUGUAUAAAUCAGUAGGUCCCCUGAAUGAUUCAAAUCAAUUCAACCUUUCACUUACAUGGAAUGUUGAUGGUGUCCCUAUUUUUAAGUCCUCUCCUUUUCACAUUUGGCCAAUCCAAGUAGUAAUUAAUGAACUUCCCCCAGAUAUGAGAAGUAGGCAUGUGCUCCUGGCUGGUUUGUGGUUUGGUGCUUCUAAACCUAAAAUGAAUUCCUUUUUGCAGUCAUUUGUUGAUGAGUGCGUUCAGUUAGAGCAGGAAGGUCUAACAGUGCAGCACAGAGGACAAAGUACACAGAUGUAUGUGUUCAAUCUUGUCUGUGUAUGUGAUUCGGUUGCUCGCUGCUCUGUCCAAAACACUAAGCAAUUUAAUGGUGAAUAUGGAUGCAACUGGUGUUAUCAGAAGGGAGAAAUAGUUGCUAAAGGAAAUGGUUUCACUAGGGUGUAUGUGUCGCAAACAAGAGAUGCAAGACCACGCACCCACAGCCAGCAUUUUGAUGAUGCUAAAACAGCAGUCGAAACAGGCACAUGUGUUAAGGGAGUCAAAGGGCCAUCCCCUUUAAUGCUUUUAACAUUUUUCAAUAUAAUUCUGGGAUUUGCUUAUGACUACAUGCAUGGCAUUUUGCUGGGUGUCAGUCGGCAAUUAACAACUUUAUGGUUUGACUCAAAAUAUCAUGGAGAGAGAUGGUAUUUGGGAAGAGAAAUAAUCAACAUUGACAAGCGACUACUUGAAAUCAAGCCACCAGUUAAUAUUACAAGACCUCCACGCUCUGUGAGGUUGCGCAAAUAUUGGAAGGCCUCAGAGUACAGGAAUUUUCUUUUGUUUUACAGUCUUCCAUGCUUGAGUGGCAUUUUAUCAUGUGAUUACAUAGAGCACCUACUACUCCUUGUCCAAGCAACAUACUGUCUAUUAAAAGAUGACAUGUGUUCUCAUGACAUAGAUGUAGCAGAAAACCUGUUAAAAACUUUUGUGAGCCGAUUUGAGAGAUUGUAUGGCAAAUGUCAUGUUAGUUUUAAUGUGCACAUUUUACAGCAUGCAGCACAGUCAGUACGAAACUGGGGUCCACUAUGGUGCCAAAGUGCAUUUAUUUUUGAAAGCCACAAUGGUAACUUACAAAAGCUCUUCCAUGGCACCCAGGCAGUUUCAGAACAAAUAGCCAAUAGCUUUUCUCUUUUCAAAGAUGUUACACAAUCCUACAGGAUGUCAGUGGACAUACCUGAAGGAAUCAUAGAAGUACAUAAGAAAUCCAGCAGGAGUGUUACAUUCCUGCAGGACAUAACACAGUUAUACAGGAACAAUCCUACAGGACUCCUGCAGGAAUGA